AUGGCUGAUUUUAUGGAAAAGCUAGAGGAAAAGUUUCACAUUCUCAACACAAAGGUCGCCCGUUUUACCAAGAACAGGGAAAUUCAUGCGGAGACGAAAACAAUAAUGGACCUUAUCCGAACCCAAAGUUUGAAAUUGAAAAAUGAGGCGAAAAAGCUGCCGAGCAAGGCUGUCACUGAUUUGGAGAUGUCGGAAAUACCCAAGAUAUUUUCCCUGAAACGAGCUGACCCCAGUGACGAUGAACUUUCCCCAAGUGGGGACGAAAUGGUCUCGCUGCCCCGUUAUCUCGAACUUGUUCUGGCCGAUUACGACCUGGCAACGGGUGGCUCACCACCAAAUGAAGCCCUUUUGCGAUCUCGAAUUGACGUUAUUAUGCUGAGCACGCUCGCGAAGAUGAAACAUGAAUCAAAGAUCAAUCCACGUCUUUCCAUCGGAUUUUCCCUCUCCACAGAGACCAUCAAAUCGCUUCAUCUUCAGUUUGAGCGGAGUAUCGAACGUCCGUGGAAAGUCAAGGGCGAGAGAGUUCUGCUUUCUGGUGUGGUGGACUAUUCCCUCUGGUUCGGAAGGCCGGAAGAUUACGAGACAAACCUCGUAAUGGUGGAAGCAAAGAAGCCCGAGGCUCUGAAGGCCGGCGUGUUCCAAUGCCUAGCGUACAUGGGUAUGAUUCAUCACACCAGGAAAACGUCGAAGAUGUUUGACACAUCUGUAUAUGGGGUCGCUACUGAUAGUUUCGAGUGGCACUUCAUCCACAUUAGAGAGAACAGUGAGUACGCAAUUCGAAUCUACCAUUGGGACACCGGAAAAUCCAAGAUCCUCUCACUUCUCUACAUGAUCUUCGAGACUGCUGCAGGUUCGUCGGCCAUAUCUCAGCGCAAACGAUGGCGCCAAGGUUCUGACAUCGAUUUCACAACUGAGCUGGAGAAACCACCGAACGUGCCAAGGGGCUAG
Penicillium griseofulvum is the source of this 948-nucleotide messenger RNA. RefSeq lists its product as uncharacterized. The transcript is spliced from 4 exons. The record is from RefSeq and is a predicted model, not a curated record. Lineage: Eukaryota; Fungi; Ascomycota; Eurotiomycetes; Eurotiales; Aspergillaceae. The coding region runs from base 1 to 948 and encodes 315 amino acids.